UGUGAUUGUUGAGAGUUACGUUAUUCAAAACAUAGCCAGCAUGUUUAAUUUUUAAUAUCCGUAUGUAGACAACUUUUUUUCUGACAAGUUAAUUGGGUUCCGAAUCUUUUAACUUAUAAAUCAAGCGCACCUUCUUUUUAUUUCUUUCUCUAUAGUACUCUUUUUUUUUUUUCUCCUGAGAAAAAGGCCUAUAUAUAAAGCCUCCUCCUUUCCCACACUAUCAAAUCGUCCACAACAAUAUUUCUUCACACAACGACGUACAAUUUUAUUUUUUUUUAACCAAAAAAAAAAAAAAAAAAAAGGAUGUCUUCUAGAGGGGCUUGUGAACCACUAGCAGUAGGGAGAGUGAUAGGAGAAGUAGUAGACAGUUUCAUUCCGAGUGUGAAAAUGAAAGUGAUAUACAAUGGGAGCAAGCAAGUCUCCAAUGGACAUGAGCUCAUGCCUACUGUUGUUGCUGCACAACCUCGUGUUGAGAUUGGUGGUGAAGACAUGAGAUCUGCUUAUACACUUAUCAUGACGGACCCGGAUGCUCCAAGUCCCAGUGAUCCGUACUUGAGGGAGCACCUCCACUGGAUUGUUACAGAUAUCCCUGGUACCACUGACGUCUCUUUUGGACGGGAAAUAGUGAGCUAUGAGACACCAAAGCCAGCAAUAGGGAUUCACCGCUAUGUAUUCAUAUUAUACAAACAAAGAGGAAGGCAAACAGUGAAAGCACCAGCAACAAGGGACCAAUUCAACACUCGGAGUUUUUCAGCAGAAAAUGGAUUGGGAUGCCCUGUUGCUGCUGUCUAUUUCAACGCCCAGAGAGAAACUGCCGCCAGAAGAAGAUGAAAUAAUUAAACAUGUGAUUCAAAUAAGCUCUGCACUCUGCUCUGUGAAGACAUAGUAGGGACAACAUACGGGCAAAAGUAUUAUUGCUACUACUACCACUACACAACGUUGCGUACGUCCCCUCGCUGAUUGGUUCAAGAUAUUUAAGCGUCAUUGUCAACCAUAUUAUAAGCUCGUAACCAAUUAUAUAUGGUGUUACUCUAUGUUUAAUUUGUUUGUCGUAUUCUCAGCCUCAAAGUUUGUACUAUUUCUUUUUACUUUGUAUAAUGUGCACUCGCAAGUUGGACCAUGGCCUCAUUUAA
Messenger RNA from Lycium ferocissimum, 1133 nucleotides. RefSeq names its product CEN-like protein 1. The coding region runs from base 304 to 831 and encodes 175 amino acids. The record is from RefSeq and is a predicted model, not a curated record. Lineage: Eukaryota; Viridiplantae; Streptophyta; Magnoliopsida; Solanales; Solanaceae. The transcript is spliced from 4 exons. Gene Ontology annotation, biological process: vegetative to reproductive phase transition of meristem; flower development.